Molecule: messenger RNA, 2343 nt
Organism: Lingula anatina
Lineage: Eukaryota; Metazoa; Brachiopoda; Lingulata; Lingulida; Lingulidae
Biological process (GO): ossification
Molecular function (GO): growth factor activity
Source: RefSeq, a predicted model, not a curated record
AUGCUACCACCACGCUUUCUACAACUACAUCACCUAAUGCUACCGCCACUCUAUCUUCAACUGCAGCACCCAAUGCUACCACCCCGCUUUCUACGACUAUGGUACAUAAUGCUACCACAAUACUUUCUACUACUACAGCACCUACCGAUUAUGCCACCACCACGCUUUCUACAACAAUGGCACCUAAUGCUUCCACAACGCUUUCUACGACUACAGCGCCAAAUACUACGACAGCACUUUCUACAACUGCAGGACUUAAUACUACCACCGUGCUUUCUACGACUAAUGCUACCACCACGCUUUCAAUUAAAGGACUUAAUGCUACCACCACGCUUUCUACAACUACAGCACCUAAUGCUACCACCACUCGUUCUACAACAACAUCACCUAAUGCUACCACCACGCUUUCUACAACUACAGCACCUAAUGCUACAACUACGCUUUCUACGACUACAGUACCUUAUUCUACGGUCCCUUCGACUACAACCUCAAAUUUAACAACAAACGUCGAUUCAAGGUCUCAGUUUCUCACUACAUCCUCCCUGUCUGGUGAAAUCACAACGGCUCCUGCUACUGAUAAACAGUCAACAACAAUAACAAGGAUAUUGUCUACUACAGUGAUGGUAACAUCCGUCACACCAGACUCCGGAAACUCAACAACAUCAAAAGCAACAAAUAGAAAACCAACAGAAAUGCACGUUGGUUUUAUCAUGGCCGGAACUAUACUUUUCCUUUUACGAUGUGCCAGUGAGCUUUACCGAUGUCCCCAGGGACUGGCUCACACUAUCUUCACCUACGGAGACAGGUGCUACCAAUUUGUGAACGAGGAGAAAUACUGGGGGGAAGGCCAGAGCUACUGUGGGGGAGCCGGGGGGAGGCUGCUGGAGAUAUAUGACCACAAUACCAUGGCGUUUAUUAAGAACAGAUUGAACGUGGGCGUGCAUUGGACCAAUAAUGGCGUCUGGAUUGGAGCACACGAUAGGAGUGUUGAAGGAAGCUGGCAGUGGGAUUCAGGCGCGCCAAUGUCCUAUACAAAUUGGAACACCGGCGAGCCCGAUGACUACUGGCCGAUCUAUCACCUAGACUGUGCCGUUAUGAGGAGGGAAAACGACUGGAGAUGGGGGAGUUACCCCUGCAGCACGGCCCAAUACCAUUACAAGUUUAUUUGUAUACCUACCACAACUACAACUACUACACCUUCCACAUCUACAAUACCUACCACCACUAAAACUACUACUACACCUACUACAAGUGCUACACCUACCGCAACUACAGUCACUACACCUACCACAACUACAAUUACUACACCUACCACAACUACUACCCCAACUACAACUACCACAACUACCACAAAAACAAUACCGUCUUCAACAACAAUGCCCAUUACAAGCACAAUACCCACCACAUCUACUUCACCAACUACAACUUUUUUACCAACAACCAAUAUUUCACCUACCACAAGUACUACAGUUACCACAACAUCUACAUCAACUACACAUACAUCAACUACAACACCAACUACAACUGCUGCACCCAUUAUGACUACUGAUUCAACUACGGCAACAUCCACGACAAUUACAACUACCUUUACACCAGUCACAACCAUCUCUUCUAUUACUACACCUACCAUAAGUACUACAUUAAGCACACUUUUUACAUCAAGUAAAUCGACACCCAGCUCCACUACUACACCAACGACUACAACUUCUCCAGUGACUACAAAGUCAACCACAAAAUCAGAAGAUAAAUUUAUUACCUCAACGACAGUGAAAUGGGAAAAGCCAGGUGGCGCAGGGGCCAAUGCCGGGCAGACGGGCGAGUCAGGACAGAUCAGCAGUGAAACGAUUAUGUACAUAGGGAUAACAUUGGGCUCUUUCCUCAUUUUGUUCAUAAUAGCGGUACUUGUUUACACGUGCUACAGAAGGCGAAUACGAAAUGUAAAAGAUCGACUUAGAAGUGAAAGCGUAGACACGGAGAGCACGAACAAUGGGGGAUACAGCGACAUGAACGGGUAUGCUAAUGUCGGAUUCCAGAACCCUAUGUAUUCAGACACUCCCGUGGACAGUACCACGUCCCCCACAACAGCGCAACCUGACGAGCCCGUUUUGGCUACUCAUGCGCCAUCUGCAGAACCAAGAUACGCCACAACCUUAGGAAAGCCCUGCUCUGUGGCCUUUAAUACACGGACCGACUUUGAUAACGGAGACGAUGGCUAUGUCACGCUGUCCGACGGAAUACAAGAACCAUUAUAUGAAAACGAGAACGUAUCGGUUGCUAAUGGUAACAUAGGACCCCUGGAGCCCCUGAAAGAAGAAUAUGUAACGACUAUUGUGAUAGGUUAGA